AUGGCUGAUCUCGGUUUCGACUUCCCCGAUGAUGAUUACGAGCAAGAUGAAUCAUUGUUAGAGCAUCAAGACGACACCCAAGAUGACAUAGUGAACAAUAAGGAGAAUCAGCAGCAAGAACACGACAGUUCUGAGCCACACAUUGCUGACGCUCAACAAGAGUACACGUCUGCAGAUAGAGAGGAAACAUCCCCUACUUCCACCAGUAACAGUACUACCUCUACUGCUCUGAUACAAACUAUGUCUGAAGAUCCCAUAGAAGACGAGCUGGAAGAUGAACUGCUGGCAGAUGAGAACGUGACGCCCAUUGAACGUGUAUAUGGAUUUCGAGAAAAUGAUGCCUUGAUAAACAGACUUUUACUGGCAAAGGAGUUGUCAAGUGCAUUAGAGGAAAUCAGUUUGACAGAGGCUAUUGAGGAUGUGUUGCCCAUUAUGGACAAAUUAGCGUGUGAUACUGAUGAUACCGUCAAGGAAACAUUUGCCAGUGAACUCGAUCAGAUAUUGCUUUACUUUUACAAGAAUCUACCUGCCAUGUUCUCAAAAUCAGACCAAUCUACACCACAAGAAAAGACGUUUGCACCUCUUAUCAUCAGAAUACUGCUGGAUCAAAGCUCAGGUGUUGCCUCAUUAGGUCAACAAGCCAUUGUAUCAGUAGUGACAGAACUCCGUAGAUCGUCAGAUCAGGACCCGUUAUUCCAACAAGUCAUCAAUUGUGAAAUAUUCAAGGGCGUCAUUGAAGGUUUGAUGCUGAUAGUGGAUGGCAAAAAGAAGCCGCCUAGAACAAAGGGACAAGGAGAUGAGGAGGAUGAGGAUGCACAUGACGAUAGAGCCGAGGCUUUGAAAUACCACCGUGUUUCCAUCGACGACGGCCUUACAUCAGAGCGUAGAAGAUCAUCAGCAACGCCUGGCUUCGAGACUUCCCUCAACAUACAUCAUGCUCCACCCUCAGACGACGAAUUUGACCAAGGAGAGAUUAGCUUGGCCAAAAUUACUUGUAUUUCGUUGAUUGCAUCCAUUGUGGGCGCAUUUGACGCACAGAAAUGUACAGAAGAAUGCUUGCCGAUCAUCGAGCAAUUAUCAUCAGACUCAUUGUUUUAUGUAAGAAAGGAAGCAGCUACUGCCGUUGGAUGUUUAGCUCAAGUGGUGGAUCAGAAAGUUGCAGAAGAGAGACUUUUGCCGCUGUUCCGUAAAUUUGCUGAAGAUCAAAUUUGGCAUGUACGACGAUCUUGUGUCAUGACAUUACCUCAACUAUGUGGUGUCUUAUCUGAAGAAUCAAAAGCUGAGCUGACAGUGACAAGCGUGGAGACCUUUCGAAACGACGUAUCUCGCAAUGUGCGCAAUGCUAUGGCUGAUAUCGUUGGAGAGCUUGUCGCAAAGUUCUUGCCCGAAGGCUGGGAGCAAACAGGCCAACCUGGCAAGAUGCCUGAGCCAUUAUUACAGUACUUUCUGUCCCUGGGAUCCAACGUCAAUAAUAGCAACAAUCAGAUGCUCAAGUUGGAAAUUGAUCGCACCUACAUUUGCGCUUACAACUUUCCAGCCGUGGUGUUGACAGCAGGCGUUGGCUACUGGAACACGCACUUACGGGACACUUAUUUGAAUCUUACCAAAGACUAUCAGAUCAAAGUGCGCUGUACGUUUGCUCACUCGCUGCAUGAUAUUGCCCGUAUCAUUGGCCCUGAGCGCACAGAACGAGAUUUGGUGCAGAUUUUUGCUCUCUAUUUGAUGGACCUGGAUGAUGUGAAGCAAGGUGUCUUGGAGCAUUUGGCAGAUUUUUUAAGCACAUUGGCUGUCAGCUCAAGAAAUGAAUACAUUCCUAUCUUGGCAGAAGUCUGGGAUGGUGUCUCAAGCAACUGGCAUUUGCGAAACAUCUUGGCAGCUCAGUUGAUGGAGAUUUCCUUGUUGUUCGAUGCUUCCAGAGUGGUGGAGCAUAUCUUACCUUUGGUUGUUCGUGCUUGUCAUGAUGAAUUUGCUGCUGUAAGAGAAACCGGCGUCAAUAUCUUUCCUGUGGUCUUGGAUGUCGUCAAGCACGCCGUGGAAGAAGAUGGCGAAUCUUUAUCGCAGGCAGAGGGCUACGGAGAUGAUAUCACAGAGAACAAACGCAACUUUGCUCUAGCUUUGCUGAGCCAUGUCAUGGAACGCCUGGAUGAGUUUGCUCGAUCUGAAAACUACCGUGGUAGACUUGUGUUUGCUCAAAUUUGCAGAGCCCUGAUCGAAGCAGGCAUAGGUGCCUCUGAUUUUGCAUCAUUCUUUUUACCGCGAUUAGCCCCACUUGCCUAUGAUCCAGUCGUCAAUGUCCGUAUUGCAGCCUCUCGCGCUAUCGGCACUAUUUAUACCAACGAACCCUUCCGAAAAGAACUGAGCGAGAUUGCUGCUCCAUCAAGAACCGUGAAUCAAGCAGGCGAAUCAGGACAUGCACUGGAUCAAAUGACCUAUCGUCUUGCUCUGGACAAGGACGGAGACGUUCGAUCAUUUGUCAUGCCAUUUGUGGACCCUAAGAUACUCGAAAAACAACGAGAAAAGGAAAUGCAGGCCGCUGUUCAAAUAGCUGAAGCUGCCAUCGAAGCGAGGGCAGAGGAAAGUAGUCAUUACAACCAAGACGAGGAAGAAGAAGACGAUGAUGAUGACGACGACGAUGAUGAUGAGGAAGACGAGGAGGAGGACGAUGAAGAGGGGGACAAUGAGCAUGCCACUGAUCAAGAAGUUGACAAGAAAUCGAAGCCAGACACAAAUGAAUCAGAGGGAUCAUCCACUCCAAUGCAGGACGUCGAAAGAGCGGAAUCACCAGAGAAAGACAGCAUUGAACCAAUGGAUAUCUCCACUACCUCCACAGCAACUGACAUGGAAUCAGCGCCUAAAGCAGAGCUAGCAUUGGCAGAACCAACGCCUGAACCCGAAACUAAACUGGAUGAUGAAGACGAGAUCAUGUCUGACGCAGAGCCUGUUGCGGAAACUGCUAAACCCACUAAUACGCCAUCCACCGAAAUCACGCCUAAAAAGCCUGCUACCACUCCUUUGACAUCAACAACAGCACCUACUGCAACCACAGCUGUUGCUUUGCCUCGUUCAUCAGCCAUGGAUGAUAACGACGAUUAA
This is a messenger RNA of Mucor velutinosus, 3093 nucleotides long. RefSeq lists its product as uncharacterized. Bases 1 to 3093 code for a protein of 1030 amino acids. Gene Ontology annotation, biological process: protein dephosphorylation. The transcript has 9 exons. Gene Ontology annotation, molecular function: protein phosphatase regulator activity. NCBI's taxonomy places the organism in Eukaryota, Fungi, Mucoromycota, Mucoromycetes, Mucorales, Mucoraceae. The record is from RefSeq and is a predicted model, not a curated record.